Messenger RNA from Manihot esculenta (cassava), 980 nucleotides. Its product is annotated as zinc finger protein 7. Bases 137 to 712 code for a protein of 191 amino acids. Lineage: Eukaryota; Viridiplantae; Streptophyta; Magnoliopsida; Malpighiales; Euphorbiaceae. The transcript has a single exon. The record is from RefSeq and is a predicted model, not a curated record.
CUGAAUCCAAUCGGCUUCGAUUCCACAGUAUGUACUAGCCAAGCCUCUCUGUCAUCACCCACAAGUAACAUACCUGCUGUCUGCAGAGCCUCUAAUCCUGUAGCUUCCUUAACACGAGCAGCCUCCAGAGGUUAAUAUGAUAUUCCAAAGCAAGAUAACUGGAAUCUCACCCAUUAAAAAGAAUAACAAACUCUUUGGAGACCGUUAUUUUGGAGGUAAUGAGGGAGGUAACUCGAAUGAAUGGUUGAACUCGAGCAUCAGUCAGCCAGGGGAUUUAGUAGAUAUAGAAGCAGUUUCCCUGUCAAAUUCAAUUCCCAACAAGAUUUUCUCAUGUAAUUUCUGCAAGAGAAAGUUCCGGAGUUCGCAAGCAUUGGGUGGCCACCAGAAUGCCCACAAGAGGGAAAGAGGAGCAAUCAUAAGGUGCCAAUAUGGGAGACAAAUAUCAGCAAAUGGUAUGUUUGAUAGUAAAACAGUGGCUUUGUCAUUUGGUAUUCAAUUUCAGGUCCAUUCACUUGUCCACAAACCAUAUAAAGAACGGAAUGCUAUGGUUGCAAGAUUCAACAAUGUUAACCAGAGAUGCAUGGGAGGAUGGAAAUCAACCUUGCCUGAAGAGGCAACAAUGGCAAAUUGGCCGGGAAGUUCUCGCAUACCCGCAGAACAGAACAGUCAGCCAUCAGACUUGCUUAAAGUUGACCUGACUCUGCGGCUUUAAGACUUCCAUGUUCCAUCCAAUUUGUCUGCCGGUCAACUUGAAUUCUAAUGCUACCUGUGCAAAUACCUGCUGCAUUAUUUGAUCAGCAGCGGUUAACAGCCAAGUAAUUUGUUUGAAACACAUUUAAGAGAGGCUUCCUAGCAUGAUGAAAUUGAAUGCCAAAAAAUUUUCUUCCAAUUAUUAGAAAGGCUGGUUAAGUCAAAACUCAGUUUUGUAAAGCAAUUGUAAGUGCUUCUCUCACGUAAAGCUUUUCUAACGUAAGGCAGUU